Messenger RNA from Cephus cinctus (wheat stem sawfly), 2596 nucleotides. RefSeq names its product NADH-ubiquinone oxidoreductase 75 kDa subunit, mitochondrial (gene ND-75). NCBI's taxonomy places the organism in Eukaryota, Metazoa, Arthropoda, Insecta, Hymenoptera, Cephidae. Bases 140 to 2326 code for a protein of 728 amino acids. The record is from RefSeq and is a predicted model, not a curated record. The transcript has 12 exons. Gene Ontology annotation, biological process: ATP synthesis coupled electron transport. Gene Ontology annotation, molecular function: NADH dehydrogenase (ubiquinone) activity; iron-sulfur cluster binding. Gene Ontology annotation, cellular component: membrane.
ACAGAACACCAGUGCCCUCUUAUUUUGGAAAGCUGUAUGUAUACAUGGAGUUCGUGCUCUGUCGUGCUCCUUAUGUAGUUUCCAUGGUCCGUUCGUUUGUGGGCUGGUUGCAAGUAUCGACAGUCCUGACACCUAGAAAAUGUUGAGGCUUCCACUGGUGAGGGCCACGGGCUUGUCGAGCAGUAGACUCGGUGCCGUCGGCCUUCAUACGACAGGUAGUAAGUCGCAAGCAUCUCAGGAACUUGUCGAAGUCUUCAUCGAUGAUAAACCAGUCCAAGUUCCUCCUGGAACUACUGUACUUCAGGCUGCAGCAAAGGCAGGAGUGGAAAUUCCCCGAUUCUGCUAUCAUGAACGUCUGGCAGUUGCUGGAAAUUGCAGAAUGUGUCUCGUUGAAAUUGAAAAGCAAAUUAAACCUGUCGCAGCGUGCGCUAUGCCAGUAAUGAAAGGCUGGCGAGUAAAAACAAAUUCUGAUCUUACGCGUAAGGCACGUGAAGGAGUAAUGGAGUUCCUACUGGUAAAUCAUCCCUUAGACUGUCCCAUCUGUGAUCAGGGUGGUGAAUGUGAUCUUCAAGAUCAGAGUAUGGCUUUUGGUAAUGAUCGGAGCCGAUUCACUGAUAUCGAGUUCAGUGGUAAAAGAGCUGUUGAAGACAAAGACAUCGGGCCAUUAAUUAAAACUGUCAUGACUCGUUGUAUCCAUUGCACACGGUGUAUACGUUUUGCUUCGGAAGUCGCUGGUCUGGACGAUCUGGGAACAACUGGCCGUGGAAAUGAUAUGCAGGUGGGAACAUACGUGGAAAAAAUGUUCUUAUCAGAAUUGUCUGGCAAUGUGAUUGAUCUGUGCCCUGUUGGUGCUCUGACAAAUAAACCCUAUGCUUUCGUAGCUCGUCCUUGGGAAAAUCGUCGUACUGAUAGUAUCGAUGUUCUUGAUGCUGUUGGUAGCAACAUUGUCGUUUCUAGUAGAACUGGUGAAGUUUUGAGGAUUCUGCCAAGAGUUAAUGAGGAUGUAAAUGAAGAGUGGCUGUCGGAUAAGUCUCGUUUCGCCUGUGACGGUCUUAAGCGCCAGCGAAUAAUUACACCAAUGAUUAAAAUAGCUGGUAAAUUACAAUCAGUAGCAUGGGAAGAUGCUCUUGUAACUGCUGCCAAAGCAUUGCAAACGGUAGCUGGAAAUGAAGGUGCUGUAAUUGCUGGAAAACUGGCUGAUGCUGAAGCCCUCAUUGCUUUGAAAGAUUUGUUUAACAAGCUUGGAUCGGAGGUUUUAGCUACAGAGCAAGGCUUUCCUAAGGAUGGGUCAGGAAUCGAUCUCCGGAGCAGUUACCUUUUGAACAAUACAAUAGCUGGUAUUGAAGAAGCAGAUGUAGUUCUUUUAAUCGGCACGAAUCCAAGAUACGAGGCUCCUCUGGUAAACACUCGACUCAGGAAAGGAUAUCUUCAUGGUGAACAGACAAUUGCGCUUAUCGGUCCCAAUAUAGAUCUAUCAUACGAAUACGAGAAUUUGGGAGAUUCUAUUGAUAUUAUCACGAAAUUGAAAAAUGGUUCCCAUCCGUUCAGUGCAACUUUGAAAAAUGCUAAGAAGCCAUUAAUUAUUUUGGGAGCCGAACAACUCACGCGAAAGGACGGAGCUAAAAUCGUCUCCGAAACUCAAGCAUUAGCAAACACUUUGGGGAAUAACGUGCAGGCCUCAGAGGAUUGGAAAGUAUUGAAUGUGCUUCACACGAAUGCUUCUCAAGUUGCCGCUCUUGAUCUGGGUUAUGGGUCUACGAUAGAGGAUGUAAAACAACAGCAGCCUAAAGUUCUAUUCCUUUUGGGAGCUGAUGACGCUAAUAUUAAAAAAGAAGACUUCCCCAAUACUUUUAUCAUCUAUCUCGGAAGUCAUGGUGAUCAAGGAGCAACAAUCGCUGACGUGGUACUUGCUGGUGCAGCGUACACAGAAAAAACAGGGAGUUACGUCAAUACUGAGGGUCGUGCUCAACAAACUGGUGCAGCGUUAACUCCUCCAGGUAUGGCUCGUCCAGACUGGAAGGUUAUCCGAGCCCUAUCUGAGAUCGCUGGUCAUAGGCUACCUUACGACAAUAUAACAGAAGUACGCUCACGAUUAGAAGAGGUUGCCCCACACAUAGUUAGAUAUGGUGAUGUAGAGCCUGCUAAUUUCUUUGCUCAGGCCCAUGAACUGGCUAAGCAAACCGGGGGAUCCUUCCUGCCAGAUCCUGUGGACAUCAAGCAAAAGACUCUUGAUCAAUUCUUCAUGACAGAUGUGAUUUCCCGAGCGUCUCCUACGAUGGCCAAGUGCGUUCAAGCAGCCAUAAAGCAACGUCAAACCGAACUAUAAGACGUCACUUACGGAAUUAUGUAAAUAGGUAGGAUUCUGUUAUAAUGAUAUAAAGAAAAACUAUAUUCAAUGUAAUUUUACUCUGCAUAACCUUCAAUUUUGAGCUCAUAAAGAUGCAUUGAAGAAUUUCAUUAAAGUGGCAGGUACGCUAAAUACAAUUGUAACAGAAUUCUAUAAUUGAACAUCCCACUAGUUUGGUUAACUGUACGAUAGUAACUGAUAGGACAUUAAGUUAUUUAAAAAUAAAUGUCUGCCAGUGUCCGUGGACAA